CUUUUAGUUCGUGUACGCUCUGUUUGGCUGCUGAGAAACUGUUUGAGAAACUGGUAGCAUGUGGGGUUUGUUCAAGGCCAAGGUUAAUCACAGUAAUAAGACCCUGAGUUGAAACUGGACUUCUGUUUUCAGUACAGGUUCUCUCAGGUUCCUAUGGUUACUUCAGGGGAAUGUGCACCAGGUGAAGUUGUUUCUGAUAAAUCUGGUGAUGAAAUUCACAGGCUGCAUUCAUCACAACAGAACCCUGAUUAUGAAAUUCAAGCAAAACAAUUAGCUCAAGAAGCAAACAGGCCCUCUUCAGUACCUGAGAAGUCUUCACAGGUACCUGAUGCUGCAGUCCCUACAAUGCAAUCAGAUCAAGUAGGAAGUACUUCCUCUAUAGUUUCUGAGAAAGUGUCACGAGCCCCUGAUACUAGUGGUAUUCUUGCCUUGCAAUCUGGCCAGGAGGCAAGCACACCAGCUAUAAUACGUGAGAAAGUGGCAGAAGAUGGAUAUAAUUGGCGGAAAUACGGUCAGAAGCUUGUUAAAGGAAAUGAAUUUAUUCGGAGUUAUUACAAAUGUACUCAUCCAAACUGCCAGGUGAAAAAGCAACUGGAAAGGUCACAUGAUGGGCAGAUUGUAGAUACUACCUACUUUGGCGAGCAUGACCAUCCAAAACCUCAACUUAAUGUCCCUGUAGCUGUUGGUUUCACUGUUUCCGUUGUAGAUGAAAGACCAAAUGAGCCCUCUUCAACUAGUGCGGAAGACAAAUCAUUCGUUGAGCUUGGCCAGACACCUCAUCAAAUGGAGUCAGUAGAUCCCCCCCAACCAUUAACAGUUGCAGCAAGUGAUGAUGUGAAAAGUAUGCUUUCAGAAACAAAUAGGAUGAGGCAUGAGGUUGAUCAUGAUGAUGAUCGAGACUCAAAAAGACAGAGAAAAGAAAAGUGUACUGUUGAUGCUGUUCCAGUGGAUAAGCCAAGUGGUGAACCUCGUCUUGUUGUUCAGACUUUGAGUGAGGUUGAUAUUGUAAAUGAUGGGUACCGCUGGCGCAAAUAUGGGCAGAAAUUUGUGAAAGGCAAUCCAAACCCAAGGAGUUACUACAGAUGCUCAAAUCCUGGAUGCCCGGUUAAGAAACAUGUAGAGAGGGCGUCUCACGAUCCGAAAGUGGUUAUAACCACAUAUGAGGGACAACAUGACCAUGAUAUGCCUCCUUCAAGGACUGUUACUCAUAACACAGCCGGACCAAGCGUUCAUGUGACCACCCAUAACGGUGAGGCAGGCAUGAAAUCAGAGGAAAGUAAUGCUGUGUCCCUUGACACGGCAGUUCAUGCCAGUUCAGGUCCUGAAUUUGAACCAAAUGGUGAGUCAACAACUAAAUCAGGAGUAAGUAGCGUUGUUGGCUUUGAAAUGGUUGUCCAUUCUAGUUUGGGUCCUGAAGGUAAAUCAAGUGAGCAACUGAAAGGCAAGCUGAGUGCUGAGUCAAGAACUAAAUCAGAAGGAAGUGAUACUGUUUGCCUUGAUAUGGUUGUUGUUCAUGAAACUCCAGGGCUCGAGGGGACUAAUAUAAUAAAGGAACGACAAACACCAAAUGCAGAUUCUGUCUGGCUCAUGAUGCUGGUUCUGAUUGCAGCAAGUCACAUUUGCCCUUAUGAAUGGUGUUUCUUGACAUGGAUCAGCACAGGCAUGUGGGUAGUUGGGGUUUUCGUUUUUAUCAUCCCCUUUUCUUCUUCUUGGGAGUUUGUUAUGCCAAUAAUUGGCAAGAAAAUAUUGGAUGAGCAUCAUCAGGUUUGUAAAAAAUUAUUUCUUUGGGUCAAAUAAUAACAGAAGUAGAUUUUCUCCGAGUA
Corylus avellana is the source of this 1823-nucleotide messenger RNA. RefSeq names its product zinc-dependent activator protein-1 (gene ZAP1). The record is from RefSeq and is a predicted model, not a curated record. Lineage: Eukaryota; Viridiplantae; Streptophyta; Magnoliopsida; Fagales; Betulaceae. Gene Ontology annotation, biological process: regulation of DNA-templated transcription. Gene Ontology annotation, molecular function: DNA-binding transcription factor activity; sequence-specific DNA binding.